Messenger RNA from Tachysurus fulvidraco (yellow catfish), 1733 nucleotides. RefSeq names its product interleukin 19 like (gene il20). Lineage: Eukaryota; Metazoa; Chordata; Actinopteri; Siluriformes; Bagridae. The record is from RefSeq and is a predicted model, not a curated record. The transcript has 5 exons. The coding region runs from base 243 to 797 and encodes 184 amino acids.
AUAACUGGUACUCUUCUUUUAAUACAAUUACCUUUCUGAGAUUCUAAGUUUGUUGAAACAAUGAUAAUGAUAUUAAGUAAAACAUGUUCAAUGCUCCACAUACUAAAACUGCACAUUCUCUAUUUAAAAUGUGAUGCCACUGUUUUUUCAUCCCCCAUGCUGUGGGAACUUGAUUUAAACAUCAUCAUGGGCACAAAAAUAAUACCUGUAUCAUUUUCCAGGUUAGGCUGUAACGUCCAAAGAUGAAAACCUCCCUAACGUGCAUCCUGGUCAUUUGCGCCCUGCUUGCUGGCAUCUUGGGCUCAGCCAUGGGACGCAAGCUCAAUCUGGGCUCCUGUACACUGACGGUUCACACUCACGAGCUCAGGCACCACUUCCAGCAGAUCCGCCACAGUAUGGUUGCACAAGACAACCACAAAGGUGUGCGCUUGCUGAAGGUGGAAACGAUGAAGAGCUUGCAGGCAGCAGAUAGCUGCUGCUUUCUGAAGCAACUCCUACGCUUCUACAUCGAGAAGGUGUUCAGCGGCUACACGAGCAGCCAGUCGCUUCACCAGAGAACCACCAGCGUUCUGGCCAACUCUUUUCUCAGCAUGACCAAGGACUUGAAAGCUUGUCAUGCUCAGAUGCUCUGCCAGUGCAGUCAGGAAGCCAACCUGAAGUUUGACGCCAUUCAGGAAUCCUAUGACAAGUUGGAGGUGGCGGCUGCGUCGGUAAAGGCCAUAGGAGAGCUGGAUUACCUUCUGGUGUGGCUUGAAAGCUUCCACAACAAAGACCACCAUCAUGAUGACUCAAAAUAGGAGCUUUACACGAUGAGUUUCAUGAUGCGGUGCUGAUUUGUUUAGAGGAGCUACAUGAAAUUUUUAUUUAAUUGUAUACUUUAGUAUCAUCAUUUUCAUUUUGGUAGAAAUUGUAAUUUAAUUUAAUUUUUUAAACGAAUUCAUUUAAAUGAAUUAAUUUUUGGUGGAACGCAUAGUGGGAUUCACUGGGUAGCAUUUUUGUUACCUACAGUCCAGACAAAUAACUGCACCAUGUUGGAUGUAAUCGGUAGACCCUCUUGAAGGCGUCUCCUGAAAAAAUAUAAUGUAUGAAAUAUUUAAUGGUUGCUUUAUGCUGUCAUUGUGACAGCAUUAUUUCUGAAAACAGUAAUGCCUAUGGCCCUUGAAUUUAUGUUUAUCUGCACGCAUGACUCGAAAGAGUUGUGCUAGAAUGUAGACCUUUGAGGCCAACAUCAUAAUGAUGACUCAAACUAGCAUCUUUACGCCGUCCGUUUCACGAUGUGGUGCUGAUCUGUUUAGAGAAGCUACAGUACGUGAAAUUUUAUUUUAAUCUUAUAAUUUAAUCUCAUCAUUUUCAUUUUGGUAGAAAUUGUAAUUUAAUUUUUUAAUGGAAUUCAUUUUUGGUGGAACGCAUAGUGGGAUUCACUGGGUAGCAUUUUUAUUAUUAUCAUCUACAGUCCAGACAAAUAACUGCACCAUGUUGGGUGUAAUCAGUAGACCCUCUUGAAGGCAGGAAGUAUAAUGUAUGAAAUAUUUAAUGGUUGCUUUAUGCUGUCAUCGUGACAGCGUUAUUUCUGAAAACAAUAAUGCCUAUGGUCUUUGAAUGUAUGUUUAUCUGCACGCAUGACUCAGAAGAGUUGUGCUGAACUGUAGACCUUUGUCAGGUCAGUUUGUUUGAAUCAUGUUCAAACCAUGUUCAGUUGUAACUUAAGAGAAAAUAAAUGUUUAUCAUCCUCA